Molecule: messenger RNA, 1257 nt
Organism: Centruroides sculpturatus (bark scorpion)
Lineage: Eukaryota; Metazoa; Arthropoda; Arachnida; Scorpiones; Buthidae
Product: serine--tRNA ligase-like
Exons: 1
Biological process (GO): seryl-tRNA aminoacylation
Molecular function (GO): ATP binding; serine-tRNA ligase activity
Source: RefSeq, a predicted model, not a curated record
AUGCUUUCUUUAAAAACGAUCACCGAGAAUUUGCAACUAGUACAAGACAAAUUGGCAACGAGAGGUUUUGAUCGCGAGACUCUUAACCAAAUCGCAACCUUGGCGCGUGAACGUUCGCAAAUUCUGACGGAUCUUCAAAAAAAAGAGGCUGAUCGGAACGUUUUAAGUAAACGUUUUGCUGCGCUGAGCAAAAGCGACCAAAGCGCUAAAGACCAAAUUAUUGAGCAAGUUAGUCAACUUAAAAAGACAAUCGAAACUGCUAAGGAAAAAGUUAACCAAGUUGAGCAAACUUUAAACCAUUUAAUGGCGAGUGUUCCGAAUUUACCCGAGCAAGACGUGCCAGUUGGGCCCGAUCAGAGCAGCAACCAAGUUCUCAAAACUUGGGCACCGAGUAGGUUUGAUUUUUCGCGUUCGGUUGUACCGCACUACGAACUCGGCGUCGAAAAAAAUCUUUUUGACUUUGUUAAUUCGGCUCGAAUGGUCGGAGCCCGCUUUUGAACUUACCUAGAUUGGGGCGCUCGUUUAAUCCGAGCGUGCGGCAAUCUGAUGCUUGACUUUCACUUGUCAAGCGGUUUUCGAGAGUUAAACUUGCCUUUGUUAGUUAACGAAAAAACCAUGUACGGCAGUGGUCAACUACCUAAGUUCGCCGAUGAUCUUUUUAAAAUCGCCGACCGCAGUUGGUACCUUAUCCCGACUAGUGAGGUUAGCCUAAUUGGCUACUACAGUCAACAAAUUUUGGAUUUGUCCGAGCCGAUUAAAUUAACCGCUUACUCGCCUUGCUUUCGGGCUGAAGCCGGCUCAGGUGGCCGCGACACGCGCGGUUUAAUCCGCGGUCACCAGUUCCACAAAGUGGAACUGGUCGCGAUCACUUCCCCGGCCGAUGGACCGGCCGUUUUUCAAAGCGUGGUUGACCAAGUCGCUCGACUUUUGGAGAAAUUAGAACUUCCUUACCGGCAGGUGCUACUUUCGACUGGCGACCUUGGCUUUGCGGCUAGCAAAACGAUUGACUUUGAAGUUUGGUUGCCUUCCGAAAAAACCUACCGCGAAAUUUCCUCGGUAUCGCUUUGCCGCGAUUUUCAAGCUCGUCGCAGUCUAAUUCGGGGCAAAACCGCCGACGGAGAAAAGUAUUACGCGUGAACGAUCAACGGCUCAGCUUUAGCGCUUGACCGCACUUUGGCAGCUUUAAUCGAAAACCACCAAGUGGACGGAAAAAUUAAACUGCCCUCGGCGUUGCACGCUUACUUUGGUACCAAAGAA